Messenger RNA from Betta splendens (Siamese fighting fish), 2381 nucleotides. RefSeq names its product zinc finger protein 263. The transcript is spliced from 8 exons. The coding region runs from base 223 to 1941 and encodes 572 amino acids. NCBI's taxonomy places the organism in Eukaryota, Metazoa, Chordata, Actinopteri, Anabantiformes, Osphronemidae. The record is from RefSeq and is a predicted model, not a curated record. Gene Ontology annotation, biological process: regulation of transcription by RNA polymerase II. Gene Ontology annotation, molecular function: DNA-binding transcription factor activity; RNA polymerase II cis-regulatory region sequence-specific DNA binding.
CAUUAACCCCGCGAGGAAGAACCAGCUACGUCAUCAAGCUUUAUGCUCGCGAGCGGAACCCGCAGACAGGAAAGGUUUUCUUGUUCCAACGCAAUAACAAUAAUUAACGCGGGGAAUUCUUUUGACUUUUGUCGUAAUGGUUAGUGUCCAACGUCCAAACGCGCUGUAACCCUACAAGAGGAGCUAACGCCAGUUUCCAGCGAGUCAUCGAGGGUCGGAGCCAUGUCCAGCCGCCUGGCCUUCCAGACCCAGCUGGCGUCCAUCAUGGAGGUGCUGGCCAACGCUGCGGUGGCGGAGAUCUGCAAGCUGGUGGACGACGACUACGCCGUGGUGCGACUGCAGAUGUCGCAGUGCCAGAGGGAAAACAAAGCGCUGAAGAGGAAGCUGCAUCUGCUGGAGCUGAAGAUGGCCCGAGGCAACGCCGAGAGAAGGCUCAGGGAGAGCGCCUUGAACAGCAGCCGACCGCGGGUGCACGUCAGCGCCGACGACCGGCUGCGGGAGCCGCCGAGCGCCGGUGGUGUGUAUGACCUGUGGCCAAGCAGAGCCCCUGCACAACACGCAGCCAGUCAGCCGAUCCGAUCUGACAGCGUGCACAGUAAGUCUCCAGACGUGGAGCUGGUGGAGCCGAAGGCGGUGCUGGUAAAGGAGGAGAAGAUGGAGGCAAACAUGUCCAGAGCUGAAGAAGCAGAGAAAGACGUAGAGCUUAUAGGAGAUGAUGGAGUACUGGCGUGUGUUCCUCGCGGGCUUUCAGGACAGAGAGGCAGCAAUGAGCAGCAGGACAACCAGAGUCAGACUGGCAGGACGAGGCAUCCCAGCAACAGGAGCAGCAGAGGAGUGGAGAGGGAGGAGGAGCCAGAUGUGGUGUUGGUGAAGGUGGAGGAGAUGGAUUCAGUGAGAGCGACACAGAGUGAGACAGGCCUCAGCAUCCAGGAGGGGCUGGUGGAGUCCAGCACCGAUGACUACAAAGGGAUGCUGCCAUUUGAAGAAAGCACACACACCUCCAGCAGUCAGCAGCGUGACCUGCAGGAUCCUAGUCGGGCCUUCUCAGAGCCGGUGGCAGUCGUAUCUGAGGACUCCAGUGUUCCGGUCCAACUACGGGUCCCAGACAGCAACGGCCCGGCCAGCCCCAGCAACCCGCUCGCCUCUGAAUACUCGCUGUUGGAGCUGGAGACCUUCUUCACCCGCUGGGCCCCUGAUGCCUCGGGCGCCGGCGGGCCCUCGUGCUCUUUCUCUACCAAUGGUUCAGCAAAGUGCCAAAAGGACGGAGCAGUGGCCGAGACCGAGCAACCGGCGUCUGCAACGCCCAACGUGGCUCCAGGGCCGUGUUUGUCAUCUGCAGCCAGACGCUCCACAGCUUUGUCCAAGCCUCUGAGGACGCAGGCGCCGUCUGUCCAGUGUCCAUGGAGACCAGCGCAGGCCAGGACGGGGGCACCGUGUCAGCGGGAUCAGAGCACCCCCCCGUCGCAGAGCGCAGCUGCUUCCGGGAUCAGCUUAGCCUGCAGGAAGACGAGCUCCGGUGGGGCCCCACCCGCCAGAGGGGCCGGUGCGGCGCUGGCCAGCUUCGAGGUUGCUCUCAAUGCACAGCAUGGAGCCGCCCUGCUUGCUCAGCACAGGCCCCAUGCUGUGAGCACCGUGCCAAAUGAGCGGCGGAGGAAGAGCUACGCGUGUCGAGCCUGCGGCAAGGCCUUUUCUGGCCUGUCCAACCUGGAGGCACACGAGAGAGUCCACACAGGGGAGAAACCCUUCCGCUGUGACACGUGUGGGAAACACUUCUCUGAGGCGGGGAACCUGAAGAAGCACCAGAGAGUUCACACAGGGGAGAAACCCUUCAGCUGUGAUCAGUGCGGGAAGAGGUUUGCCUGGAUCUGCAACUUGAGGACGCACCAGCAGUCUGCCACAGGCUGCGUAGCCGCCGCCGGAGGAGGCUCGGGACUGGGCUGACAGCUGACAACCAGUGUGGACUCUGCCACACGCCAACAAAGGCGAGAGAGCUUUGUCGUGAUAGUCAACUGACCCUGACCGCACCACUCUGUUUCUUACUCCCUUGUUGCCAAAUGCAACGUUGUGCAUCAAUACACCUGUGCUCCCACGUUUUUUGGUUUGCAAGACGAGUUUAGCUGAAAUAAAUGGGCACAAGCUACUUGGAUGUUAGUUAGUGCAGAGAGAGUUCAACUUUAUUAAUGCCUGUGGGAAGCUAUUAUCCUCUGUCUCGCCAGAGACUUUCAAAAUAAAAGCUUGACAGUAGCACAUUGUGACCACUAGAUGGGGACAAACAACAACAUAGUUUUGUAUUCCUCAGGUUGCUCACGCUUCCAGCCUCUCGGUUUAUUUGAACUUUUCAGUUGUGAACACACUGUGAACAUUAAACAUUUUGUGACCAG